AUGGCCGCCAUCAACAUAUCAGUCGUCGAAUCUCACCGCCUUAGCAUUGCCGCCUCACACGAACAAACUAUUCCUUUAUCUCUCCUCGACAGCACAACCGCCAACUUCUCCAAUGCUAGCGCCAUAUGGCUCUUUCAAAAACCCGCUCGCGAUAACUUCAAUUUGGCCUACCACCUACGUGAAUCUCUGGUUCGGACUCUUUGGUUCUAUCCGCAAUGGGGCGGCCAUCUGAAGGCUGUCAAAUCAACAGAUGGCACUGUUCCGCCAGAAGCAAAGUCGUUUCCGCCUCAUGCUCGACGGUUCGGACGUCUCUAUGCGCAUUAUGGAACCGAUAAUGAUCCUGGCGUGGAGUUUGUUCAUGCCAAAUGCGAUGCUACACUUGAGUCUUUAUAUCCCGCAGAUAGGAUAUCUGAGCAAUAUUUCUGGAAGUGCGACUCCAGUGUCUUUCAGAAGUUCAUGGCGCCGGUCACGAUUGCUCAGCCACUGAAGGAUGUCGUGGAGGACGAUAAUGGGCAAUUUUUUCCUCUUCUCGCCAUUCAAAUCACCGAAUUGUCUUGCGGCGGCUUUGUCCUUGCUUUCAAUGGAGCGCAUCCUCUCGCAGACGCCACGACUCUUCUCGCUUUUCUCAAACACUGGGCUCAAGAAAGUCGCGAAGGUUUUGGAAAGGCUCUGCCUAGCUCAACACCACUCUUCAACCCUCUUCUCAUCGACAACCAAGCGAGUGGAGACAUAGAUGCCGACGAACCAAACCUGGAUAUCAUACAGCGAGCGAGAAGUUUACCAAUGCAUAGAUUUGACUGGUGGCAUCCAGACUCAACGCCCCCUUGGCCGUUCAAGAUCCCCUCACCUUUUGACGAACAGGACCUUGAGCCCGUCGGCAAACCAAUGCCAUGGGCCGAGUGGAAUGUUGCCAGGCCCGUUUCAAACUACGUUGUUCACCUGAGUCAAACGCAGGUGAUACGUCUUUGGAAAAGGGCGAACGAGAACUCGUUACAGAAGCUAAGUCAACACGAUGCAAUUCUAUCUCACAUUUGGUCCUGCAUCGCUCGCGCUCGUGGCCUCGAAAACGACACAGAUCCAAUUCAUUGCGAUCUAGUCUACGGCGUCCGCUCGUCCUUUCAACUCGAAAAUGACUUCCUGGGAUCACCAGUCGUGAUGAUGAAUAUUGAACUCCCAGCCUCAGAAGUUACCAACCCAUCCAGCAUAACUACAGUGGCAACUCAAGUCCGCAACACACUCAAGACGAUCUCUGACCCCUCCAACAUGGCCACUCAUCUGCACAGCCUAGCUUUUGAAAAGUCUCCUCAACGAAUAUGGCAAGCAUUCUUGGGUAGGCGGCAUAUCUUGGUGACGACCUGGGCGCGAGCAGGGAUAUAUGAUAUCGACUUUGGGGUUGAAUCCACGUGUCGUUAUGCUGAGGGUGUCGUCCCGGAAAUGGAUGGAAAUGUGUUGAUAAAAGAAGCACCUGGUCCUCCGGCGAAGUAUUGGACUGACAAUGGGGUUGAUGUCUCUAUCCACAUCAGGACAGAAGAUAUGCAGCGGCUUAUCAGGGAUCCGCUCCUGUUUCCCGUCGAUGCUUGAACUCAGAACAUUUUUAUACUCAGACAGU
Fusarium odoratissimum NRRL 54006 is the source of this 1609-nucleotide messenger RNA. RefSeq lists its product as uncharacterized. The record is from RefSeq and is a predicted model, not a curated record. Lineage: Eukaryota; Fungi; Ascomycota; Sordariomycetes; Hypocreales; Nectriaceae. The transcript has a single exon. The coding region runs from base 1 to 1581 and encodes 526 amino acids.